Messenger RNA from Salvelinus sp. IW2-2015, 3002 nucleotides. Lineage: Eukaryota; Metazoa; Chordata; Actinopteri; Salmoniformes; Salmonidae. The record is from RefSeq and is a predicted model, not a curated record.
UGUUGUAUUUAUGAAAUAUUGCUCAAAUAAUAGGAUGUCAACUUUCUAGGUCUCUGGUAUUUUUAAAACAUGUUUUAAUAUACAAAUUGUCUUGAUGCAGAUAAGUUUAUCGCCUAGACCUUCUUUAAUAGUAAUCCAAUCAUUUAAACCUGCACCCUGAAUGAGUUUAUCUUCCUCACCUUAGGUUCACUAACAUUUGCAUGCAAGUGCUCUAUACUGUGUGUGUGUUUGUGUGUGAGUAGUUGAUGAUAAAUAUACAGUUUACUUGAUGUCAGGUGUAUUUUUCCUGAACCACCUACUCAUGUCCUCCGGUUGUCUAGCUUUUCAAGUCAGAGGGCCUUAUUUGGUGUUAGUUCACUAUGGUGCAUCAGUGUUUCCCCUAUAUGCAUUUAGCAGCAGCACAAUGCCGCUGCUAAACCAUGGCCACCACUGCAAAAAAAUAUAUUUAAAUGACUAAAACCAGGAAUAUAGAAACGAUAAUGGAGCAAUAUAUUUUUGAAAUAAAAAUUGCCAAAAUAAAAAUGAGACGGUAUCUAAAAUUCCUAAAUGUCAUGACAUAGGUCCCCCUUUGAUUUUGUGUUUGAGUCGUUUAGAUAAAUUAAGAACAAUGCAUAAGCCCUGGCAAAAUGUGUAGAAUUGCAGGAAAUGAGCUUUAAACCUGUAAAAUGUUCAUGGCAAAAUGUGUAGAAUUGCAGUAAACUUGCUUUAGAACAGCUACAGUUUCUCUGUGGCUGAGAGGAGGGCCUCUAAAAUUUGCCAUUUGCCAUGCCCACUACCCCCACACGCUAACUUUGCCACCGCUGUUGGAAAAAAAUACUAGGGGAAACACUGCAUAGCAUAUUAAAAUCGAAAAACCAUUACUUUGAUACUUUUUUUUAAAGCCCAUGUCUAUUUUGAUGGUAAUGUCCUUAUCUGCUUUUCAGCCUAAAACACAGAUUUCUUGCGAAACAGGUCAGUUAUAUCUGUAAGUACCCAUUCCCUUAUCAUAGUGUGGCUGUAUCUUGCACCGGAUGUACCGUUUUAGUAGUAACUAGUUAUUGAAUCUGAAAUAAUGCAUUUCGGGAGUUUUUCCAAGAUUUGUAUGUAUUGUAGAGUUAUUCUAAAGUACUUGCUCAAGCUUUGUUAGACCAUUUGGUUGCAUACAAAUGUAAUGAAUGUUGAAUGCUGUGGUGUGCCAUUGUUGCCUCUUUCUGUCUGGUGGUGAAGGGGGCUGUUCGGUGGAAACUGGACACAUUUUUAUCCCACUCAUUUGGAACAGGACACAUCUGAAGCAGCAUGUAAGAGGACCACUAGAUGGUCUUGUUGGGUCGUGAACUUGACUUCCUCAAAUAACUGUUUCCAAUAUCUCCCACGACAUUACAGUGAAUAGUUAGUCUUGCGGUGUUUGGCUGCUGCUCAUCACACAUACAGUGUUGGUGUUCUGUGAUAUGGAAUUCUUGGAGAGAACGCAGGGUGACUCUGUAGAGUUCUACUGUAUCUCUGAGUUCAAUGCCUCCAGGCCCAUUGGGCUCUACCUGAAACGCAAGUGGCUGCAGCCCAACCAAGAGGUCCUGUUCAUGUAUACUGAACAAAAGCCUUCGUUUUACGAUGACGUCAAAGAGCGCAUCCAUGUCACGGGAGACCCGAGUACUCACCGGGUCAACGUGACCAUCAACCAGCUGAACGGAACAGACACAGACCUCUACUACUGCGAGUUUGUCUUCCCCGAUGCCUCCAGCGUCGAUCAAAAGAUUCCAAGCAAUAUGGAGUUCUUUCUGUACGUCGACAAUGUUGGUGAGUAUUCUUUAUGGAUUCCUUAAUUUAUUUCCUUUUUUAUGUUUCUUGAUGCGAAUGGAGUUGUUGACACCAUGAUGUGUGUCAAACAGUCACAGUAGCCUGCGUGGUUUCCAUUUUUUUGGUAAUGACUCCAGACGCCACAGCUGAGCCACGCUGUUCAUGUUAUGCAUCCUGCCACUGCUUCCUCCUUAGAAUAGCCCUGGCUCUAGCAACAUACUCUCCUCUACCCCGUCCACAAAGCCAGUCAUACUAGUGUUUGUUACCCAUCUGGAGAAAAUGUCCCAGACAAUAAGAUGGAUGUAGGCCUGAUAGAGACGUGCGCCGGGGGGUCAGCUGUCCUCCCCUGCCUCGCCCCCUACMGUUCCCCCUCGGCCAUGGAAGGGGUAUGCCUGAAGAGACGGUGUGGCCGGGCUCCAGUGGAGGUGCUGUUCCACUCAAAGCGUCCCUUUUCCUCCGCAUCGUUCCCCCCAGAAGAGAGGCUUCACCUGGGCACGGGGCUGGGCGGCCUGGCCUACAACCUCACCCUGCUAAAGAUGCAGCCGGAAGAGAGCGCCUUUUACAGCUGUGAGCUACUGCUCCCCGGCAGGCCCGACAACAGUGCCAGGCUAGGGAGACACGUGUACUUUGUGUCUGUGCAAGAUGUUACUUGUAGCUGUGCAGGUUAUGCUCCACUGCUCUAUGCCCUUUCUGCUGCUGUGGGGCUGCUACUCAUCUUCCUUAUGGCCCUGGGAGUGGCUCAUUAUGGUAAGACCCGAGGCGACCGUGUCAAACCGCAGCCCCACCAGGUCUCCAUCUACGAGGAGAUGGUCGGGGUGCGGCCCCCCAACCGGAAUGGAAAAGUGUCCCCCUCUUACCACCCGAGGCCCCCCUUUCAUCUGGAGGAAAAGGAUGCUUCCGCCUAUGACACCCCCCCUCUGAGGUCUCGACAGGAAAACCACUAUGAGAGGCCUGAAGGGGUACCGCUAGUAUCUGAAACUGUUGGGGAGAUGUGAGGAACGAGGUUGGCACUAUCUCGCCAACACUGUGUUUAACUAUUCAUUUAUAAACUGGAGUCUGAACUAUAACUACAACUUACUCACAUAACUUUCAAUUUGGACAACCAACAUCCACCUUAGCCCACCUAACUUAGUUUGUUGUACUGUAAAUGCUGGCAGCUGAAUGUUGUAGCUUUGCUUUUUUUAAAGGAAUGGUAUUCAAUUUUUUUUUUUAUAAACAAGAAAGUGUAA